AUGCCUCCCAAGAAGAAAGCUACCAGGCCAGUAGAGGCUAUAGCUCAAGCAAGUUCUACGAAGAAAGCUCAAGAACCUGCACAAGAAGUCGACGGGCCAUCAAUAGAAGCCGAGAAUCCCAAACGCAAGAGGGCGACGAAAACGAAACAGGCUGCCAACGCGGUCCCUGUACCACCGAGAGACGAUGAUGGUUUCGCCGCCUUACUUGAGCCAUUUUACGAUGGGAAAAGUUUAACGGAUCCGAUCAAUACAGCGAGGGAUAAAUGGAAUCUUGUACCGGCUUUCUUGAAAGUCAAAGGUCUCGUCAAACAGCAUAUCGACUCCUUUAACUAUUUUGUCGAGCACGAAAUCAAGGAUAUUGUCAAGGCAAACAAAAGAGUUACCAGCGAAGUGGAUAAAUAUUUCUGGUUGGAAUAUACCGAUAUUCGUGUUGGCGAGCCCGAACGAAUGGACUAUGAUGAUCGCAAACCGCAAAAUGAAAUCACACCUAACGAAUGCCGUCUCCGGGACAUGACCUACGCUGCGCCAAUCAGGGUCGACAUCAAAUACAUGCGAGGGAGGACUAUAGUAGCUAGGAAGAAUAUAGCGAUUGGCAGAAUGCCCAUCAUGUUGAAAAGCUCGAAGUGUCGGCUGGCCGGAAAGAACGAUCGCCAGAUGGCUCAUAUGAACGAGUGUGCGUUAGAUCCUGGUGGCUAUUUUGUUGUCAACGGAACAGAGAAGGUCAUUCUUGUUCAGGAACAACUCAGCAAGAACAGAGUUAUCAUUGAAGCAGACCCAAAGAAGGGAAUCGUUUCUGCGUCCGUUACGAGUUCUACACAUGAGCGCAAAUCGAAAAGUUAUGUCAUGCUCAAAAAGGAACGAAUCUCUCUUCAGCACAAUAUCCUGCAAGAAGCUUUACCGAUCGUCAUUGUGCUAAAGGCCAUGGGAAUACAAUCAGAUCAUGAAUUAUUACUUCUAGUCGCUGGAUCUGACGAGAGAUAUCAAGACGAGUUUUCUAUAAAUUUUGAAGAAGCUACCAAGCUUGGCGUCCAUACUCAACACCAAGCUCUUGAAUAUAUAGGUUCCCGUGUCAAAAUGGGAAGUCGAUCAAGGCAGCCAGGAGGACCUCAGCGUCGCAAUUAUAUUGGCGAUGCUCUCGAAGCCCUUGCGAAUAUCAUAAUCACGCAUGUCCCGGUUGUUGGACUAGAUUUUCGCCCUAAGGCACUCUAUAUCUGUUUCAUGGUUCGCCGAGUCCUCAUGGCAAUAGUCAACCCCAAGCUUGUCGAUGAUCGAGAUUAUGUUGGCAACAAACGCUUGGAACUUGCCGGGCAGCUUCUUUCUUUGCUUUUUGAGGAUUUGUUCAAGAAGUUCAACACUGAUCUAAAGAUGAAUAUUGAUAAAGUUCUGAAGAAGCCUAACAGGGGCAUGGAGUUUGACGCAUACAACCACAUGCAAUCUCACGGCAACUACAUCACCAUUGGUAUGAACCGUGCUAUUUCGACAGGAAAUUGGAGUUUGAAACGAUUCAAGAUGGAACGGGCAGGUGUCACGCACGUCCUCAGUAGACUCAGUUACAUCAGUGCCCUCGGAAUGAUGACCAGAAUCAGCAGUCAGUUUGAGAAGACUAGAAAAGUUAGUGGACCUAGAGCUUUACAACCUUCGCAAUUUGGCAUGCUUUGUACAUCCGAUACUCCUGAGGGAGAAGCUUGUGGGCUGGUCAAGAAUUUGGCACUGAUGACUCACAUCACUACGUAUGAUGAUGAAGAGCCUGUCAAAAAAUUGACUUUCGUUCUUGGCGCAGAAGACAUCGUUUCCAUGAGCGGUAAGGAAAUUUACGAAAAGGGAGCCUACGUUAUUUUUGUCAACGGAACACCCCUUGCCCUCACUCGGCAACCCAAAAAGUUCCUCAACUCCUUUCGAAAAUUUCGACGUAUGGGACGUAUAUCUGAGUACAUCAGUAUCUUUAUUAACCACCACAGCACGUCUGUUCAUAUUGCUACAGACGAAGGCCGAAUUUGUAGACCUCUAAUUAUCGUUGAGAACAGAAAAUCUAAAGUCACGAAACGUCAUCUCGAAGAGCUGCGUAAGGGAACGAUGGAUUUCGACGACUUCUUGUAUAAAGGACUCCUCGAAUACGUUGACUGCAAUGAGGAGAACGAUUCCAACAUUGCCAUUAAAGAACACUAUAUUAACGAAGCGACAACGCAUCUUGAAAUUGAACCUUUCACUAUCCUAGGAGCGGUUGCUGGGCUUAUUCCAUACCCGCAUCACAAUCAAUCUCCCAGAAACACCUACCAAUGUGCUAUGGGUAAGCAAGCUAUUGGCGUUAUCGCAUACAAUCAAUUCUCGCGUAUUGAUACUUUGCUUUAUCUCAUGGUCUAUCCACAGCAACCUAUGGUUAAGACGCGUACGAUAGAAUUGAUUAAGUACGACAAACUUCCUGCUGGUCAAAACGCAACGGUUGCUGUCAUGUCAUUUUCAGGUUACGAUAUUGAGGAUGCCCUAGUUCUCAAUAAAGCCUCCUGUGAUCGUGGAUUUGGACGUUGCCAGGUGUUCCGUAAAUAUUCAACACAAUUGAAGAAGUACCCUAAUCGGUCUCAAGAUCGUCUUGCCGAUAGGUCAAUUGCCGAAAAUGGUAAACCCAUUGCAAAACAUAGAAUAUUGGGAGUUGAUGGACUUGCAAUGGUCGGUGAGAGAAUCAAUGCUGGCGAGACUUAUCUGAAUAAGGAGUCCCCCUCGAAUCCAACUUCUUCUGGGAUUGGUUCGGAUUACAGUGCAAACGAUAUGAAACCUGCACCAAUGGGCUAUAAACUACCGGAUCAUGCUUAUAUCGAUAAGGUCAUGCUUUCACAAACCGAGAAUGAGAGUACGGUCAUCAAAGUUCAGACCCGCCAAACCAGGCGACCAGAGCUAGGAGAUAAAUUCUCAUCUCGCCACGGUCAAAAAGGAGUCGUGGGUAUCAUCGUCGAUCAGGAAGAUAUGCCUUUUGCGGAUUCUGGAGUUACUCCUGAUAUCAUCAUGAACCCUCACGGUUUCCCGUCUCGUAUGACAGUUGGUAAAAUGCUAGAGUUGCUCUCUGGGAAAGCCGGUGUUAUUAAUGGCUCUCUUGAAUACGGUACCUGUUUUGGGGGUAGCGAUGUCGAUGUUAUGGGAAAGAUCCUAAUCGACAAAGGCUUCAGUUACUCCGGUAAAGAUUUCGUCACUAGUGGUAUCACGGGAGAGUCUUUACCAGCCUACGUCUUCUUCGGUCCGAUUUACUAUCAAAAACUCAAGCACAUGGUUCAAGAUAAGAUGCAUUCUCGGUCUCGCGGUCCCCGCGCUAUUCUCACACGUCAACCCACUGAAGGUAGAUCCAGAGAUGGUGGUCUACGUUUGGGAGAGAUGGAGAGAGAUUGUCUCAUUGCCUAUGGUGCCAGUCAAUUGUUACUCGAAAGACUUAUGCUUAGCAGUGAUGCCCAUGAAGUGGAUAUCUGCGAAACCUGUGGUUUGAUGGGAUAUUCGGGAUGGUGCCAAACAUGCAAGAGUUCAAAGGGUGUUUCGACUAUGACGAUGCCGUAUGCGGCGAAGUUGUUGGUGCAAGAAAUGCUUAGCAUGAAUGUUUUGGUGAGACUGAGGCUGGAGGAUGAAUUUCCUCAUUCAGGUCAUGUUCGUGGAUGA
Sclerotinia borealis F-4128 is the source of this 3636-nucleotide messenger RNA. Lineage: Eukaryota; Fungi; Ascomycota; Leotiomycetes; Helotiales; Sclerotiniaceae. The record is from the annotation of a GenBank genome assembly.